Messenger RNA from Antechinus flavipes (yellow-footed antechinus), 3487 nucleotides. RefSeq names its product charged multivesicular body protein 1A (gene CHMP1A). Bases 85 to 675 code for a protein of 196 amino acids. Gene Ontology annotation, biological process: protein transport; late endosome to vacuole transport; endosome transport via multivesicular body sorting pathway. Gene Ontology annotation, cellular component: multivesicular body; ESCRT III complex. The record is from RefSeq and is a predicted model, not a curated record. The transcript has 7 exons. Lineage: Eukaryota; Metazoa; Chordata; Mammalia; Dasyuromorphia; Dasyuridae.
UCUGACAGCACCCUCACCUCCCAGUUCCCCUCCUCUGUCCCAGCCCCGCGGUUUCUGAGGCGCCGCCGCUUCGGCACGUUCGCCAUGGAUGAUACCCUGUUCCAGUUGAAGUUCACAGCAAAACAGUUGGAGAAGUUGGCCAAGAAGGCUGAGAAGGACUCCAAGGCUGAGCAAGCCAAAGUCAAGAAGGCUCUUCAGCAGAAAAAUGUGGAGUGUGCUCGGGUCUAUGCUGAGAAUGCAAUUCGUAAAAAGAAUGAGGGUUUGAACUGGCUUCGAAUGUCUUCCCGUGUGGAUGCAGUGGCCUCCAAGGUCCAGACGGCUGUAACCAUGAAGGGGGUAACUAAGAAUAUGGCUCAGGUGACCAAGGCCCUGGAUAAAGCUCUCAAUACCAUGGACCUGCAGAAGGUAUCUGCUGUAAUGGAUAAAUUUGAACAGCAGGUUCAGAAUCUGGAUGUUCACACAUCGGUUAUGGAGGAUUCAAUGAGCUCUGCUACCACACUGACUACUCCUCAGGAACAGGUGGAUAGCCUUAUUGUUCAGAUUGCUGAGGAAAAUGGCCUGGAGGUCAUGGACCAACUUAGUCAGCUUCCUGAAGGGGCCUCUGCUGUAGGAGAGAGCUCUGUUAGGAGCCAGGAAGACCAACUAUCUCGAAGGUUGGCAGCCUUGCGGAAUUAAACUGUAUCUCAGCCUGAUGGACUGCUUUCCCUGCACUGAUCACGUCCUGGAAAGGGAGCGGGAGGAAAGCUCCACCCCCCACUCUUCCACAGCCUCUGCAAAGAGAAGCAGCCAACUCCUCCCUCCACUGUUGCCCUUUGCCCUGCCAGUCUGUGAUGGUGUUGGGAUUUACCCUUUUCUCUGGGUGCAGAUCUCGGUGUGGGGAGUGAGCUCUUGCCAUCCAUACGUACCUUGUUUCCGUGCCAGUGGACCGCUGCCGAAGCAUUGACAGACCCAGUGCAUCAUUUGGGUUUUGGUGUUGUCGACUGGGCUCUUGGUGGAGGUUGGGCCAUGCUGUCUGGAUUCUGACAUCUUCAGAGGAAUAUCUUUUCUGUACACUUGAAGGAAGACUGACUUGAUUUUAAUGCAACACUACUUGGUUAUUUUAGGGGCUUUAGGUAAUUAGACUCUUUGGUAUUGCUUCAUUUCCAAUAUAUUGCAUGUCUGGGUCCUAUCCCAUAUAAAGUUGAAUCAGCCCCUUCCAGAAAGAGCAGGGCAUCUUUGGCCAAGGCUACAUGCACCGACAGAUUUUCGUUUUGCAAAUAUCUAACUAAGAAAUGGACUCUACAGUGGGUGUGUGGCAGAAGCCCCCAACCUCCUUGGGCACUGACUGGGUACAGAAAGGGAUUCCUGGUUCUUGUGACUGAGUUGACUGCUGGGUGGGCCUCAGUGAUUCCUGUCCCCCCGGUGAUUCUAAUUGGUCAUAUUGGUGAGUUUGGCUUUGUGCAGAUCAAGUGACCCCUUAAAAAUUUUCCUCCCAGAGAGUGGUCUUUUAGGAAGGAACUCUCUUCCUCCCAUUGUUAAAGGUGUAGUCUCCCUGACCCAGACCAGACUUCGUUCAAAAUCUCUCACUUACUUGUUCAGCUGUUCCAUCGGAUGUAUUCCUUCAGUGAACAGUACGAGGGAGAACAGCUGAUUUCUGUGCUCUUAGGAACUGGGUCUGUUCUUGGGGGCAGGUUGGAGGAGACACAUGAAAAAUGGUAGUCCCUAAUAGACAAGGUAUCCCAGAAGUCUUAGUGUUGUUGUGAACUCUUGAGCUUAGAGCAGCCUAUUUUAAUAGCUUCCUUCCCCAAUUGGAAUCCUACAACUGGCUAUUAAGGCUUAGAAUGGCAGUAGGAUUUUUGGGACACACUGCAUAUAAGCCUUACCUUUCCUGGGUGACACUUGCCUAGGGAGUCCUGCUAUAGUCCCUGAAGAUACUGCAGUGGGUAUUUAUAAUCAUUUUUAAAAUCCCUUCUUAGGUUUUUAGAGAGAAGUGUUGUGGUUUACAUUUCAACUCUUACCAAAAAUUGGGUUAUUAAAAUUGAUUCAUAAUUCGAAUCUCUGCCAUAGGAUCGGUAGCUAAUGAUAAUGUAUGUUUAUAUGGCUCCUUUCCUCCUCAACAAACCAAGGAAAGCUCAUGACCUGAGGGAUGAGGGAGUGUUAAUAUUCCCUCAGACUGGGCGCCUCAGGAGAACAUUGCUAUUUAUCUAUAGAAGGUUCAAAAUACCUUCUUGUUGUUUGUGCCAUUUUGUUUAUUUUUUCCUUCUUCCAUUUAUUAGAAAUGGGAUUCUUAUUCUUUCUUCCCUCCCACUCCCCAUUGGCAGUUCCUCCAAGCCCCAUCUGCUCACAUCUGUUGUUUGUCUUGUGAAGGGACUCUACUUGGGACACUGGGCUUGUGAAGGUGGAUUUGGACAUUAUUCCACAGAUGUCAAUCAAUGAUAAAACUUUAGGGACUAUCUGCAGCUCUGAACCAUUGGAAGAAAAGCAAAAAAGUUUAAUAGUGUGCUUGGUUUUAUUAUUUUCCCCUCUUCUUCCCCUGCCCAAAUAGCUCUUUGCAGUCCUGCAGAAAAAAGUGAGCUCAGAGUAGUUUUCCUUCUGCUGAUACUCCAUUUUCUUGAAGCUUCAGAGUUUUUUUGACUUUUUUGUUUCUUGUCAGUGUGGAAGGAGCAGGCUGUUUGAAGUAAAUCUUUUUAGCAUCCCCACCCCAACACACAUACUCAGUAAGAUUGGUACUUGGAAAUGUCACCUUGUGCCUAUACAUGGCCAGCUUUCUCCUGUGUAGUCUUCAUCAAGGAUACCCAUAGGUAGGUUCCAAAUUGUCCGUGCUGCAUAGUAAGGGAAUUGUAUAUAUUUUUUAUGAGUUGUGUAUAGAUAUGUUUGAAAAUCUUUACUUUUGAUCCUUGUGGCCUUGGGAACAUCUGGAUUCAAUGUAAUAAAAAGGCCCCCUUAAGGAUUUCCUUCGAAGCUUGGAACUUGGAUGUUGGAUCAAAGCCUUUAGUGAGAGAGAGGCCCAAGAACCUUUUCUCUCUUGGGUGGGGGUGUGUACCAGUUAGUGUAAUCUAGAGAGAUUUCAGGCUUGUUUCUAAGGUGGUGGUGCCCUGCUUUUCCCACCAUUGGCUUGGAUCGUGGAUGUAGAGUUAGGAGCUCAGUGAUUUACCCAGGAUGGAUGCUCACUUUUGGAAACACUUCCACAGACUCCCCAGCCUUCAAGAAUGUAACUGAAAGCAUCAUGAGGAGAGAAUUGUAAUUGUUAAAAGGGCGGUCUCAGAAGCAUGGAGGAACCCGCAAUGUUAUUGAACUGUACCUUGUUUUAGGCCUAUACGAUCAGAGGCCUUCUGGGUUUGUCACCACUGAACCAGGUGAUAAGCCUGGUGCCCAGAGAGGCCCAGCACUGGAGGAUGUGGUGGGGUUCUUAUGUUCAUCAAAGGAACAGGCUAAUUUGCCUUAAAACAAUCAAUACUCUUAAUUUCCUACAGUGUCAUUUUAAGUAAACAAGUUCUUAUCCCUGAAA